Molecule: messenger RNA, 1769 nt
Organism: Cuscuta epithymum
Lineage: Eukaryota; Viridiplantae; Streptophyta; Magnoliopsida; Solanales; Convolvulaceae
Source: the annotation of a GenBank genome assembly
AUUAUGUAAAUAGGGAAAGUCUUUCAGAUUUUGUAAACUUAGCCCCUUGAUUGUUACUCUCUCCAUCCCAUAAUGUACGAUACAUGUAGAUUUGACACGGGUUAAAAAUAAUAAAGGAUAAAAUGAUGGUUUUACGAUUCUAACCUCCAACAAGUAAGAAAAAGUAGGAUGUGUACACAAAAAUUAAAGGAUGAAAUGAUAGAUAAAGGGAUACAACAACAACAUCCAAGUCUUAUUCCCCAAAGAUUUUGGGGUCGGCUCACAUGAAUCCAUCCAUGAUAUCGGUAAAAAAGAUAAGAAAAAUUAAAAAGAUAAGGUAAGAUAAAAAGGAUAAGUUAAAGAUAAAUAUAAAAUAAAAGAACAUAAGAAAGAUAAAAAAAACAUAAAAACAUAAGAAAGAUAAAGAAGAUAAAAAGAAAAAGAACGAUAGGUAAAGGGAUGGAGGGAGUAUAAUUUAGAACAGUUAGUCCAUUGUGAAAGUGUUCAUAUUUUUGGGUGAAGUUGGAAAAUAACAAGUUAGUGGAGUUCAAUUUAGGAAAGUGUUCAUAUUUUUGGGACAACACAAAAAUGAAAGUGCAUCUUACAAAAUGGGACGGAGGGAGUAUAAUUUAGAACAAUUAGUCCAUUGUGCUAAAUUAUGUAUGUAUUUAUGUUAUGCACGCGCGCAUACAUGCAUAGAGUGUAGUUCAUACUGAGUGUGCUAGCAGCCUAGCAGUUGAAUAGAUUUGUUCAUAUGGUGUUAUUGUAAAUAGACUUAUUCUAUCAAGUUUCAUGUAUUAACUUAUAUGACACUUUGGACUUCUCAUUUGUAGAAUUAUGUCAUUUUCUCUAGGCAGUUAGACAUGUCACUCAGGAAACGCGAUGUUGAGCAGUGGAUGAGCCACCGCUGCUUGCCAGUGGAACUCAGAAGGCGGAUACGACAAGCCGAACGCUAUACUUGGGCAGCGUCCCGAGGGGUCAAUGAAGAAAAGCUUUUAGAGGAUUUACCUGAAGAUAUCCAAAGAGAUAUACGGAGGCACCUUUUUAAAUUUGUCAAGGAGGUCCGCAUUUUUGCAGUUUUAGAUGAUACAGUUUUAGACUCCAUUCGCGAAAGGUUAAGACAUAAGACAUACAUAAAAGGAAGCAUUGUUUUACACCAAGGUGGUCUUAUUAACAAGAUGGUUUACAUAAUCCGGGGAACGAUGAAAAGCACAGGAGAGGACGGAAAUGAGGCCCUGUUGUAUAAAGGCAUUGCUUGUGGGGAAGAACUCCUCACUUGGUGCCUAGAACAUUCUUCUGCGAGUAAAGAUGCAAGAAAUAUGAGGGUUCCAGGACACCGGCAGAUUAGUAAUAGGGUUGUGCAGUGCCAAACUAAUGUUGAAGCAUUUAUAUUGCGAGCAACAGAUCUUGAAGAGGUCACUGCUGUGUUUGCCAGAUUUUUUAGGAGCCCGCGUGUUCACGGUGCCAUAAGCCCAUAAGCGAGCACUUGCAGCGAGACACAUUCAAGUUGGAUGGAGAUAUUGGAGGAAGCUAGUGUCAAACUCAUGAAGACAACAUCAAUCAGAGAGUCAUGCAAAUAGUGUCGUCCCGCAUUGCAAUUCUCUCGUUAGAUUGAACUAUGCGAAAAUGCAAUUUUUUGUUGAUUAUUACAAUGUAUUACUCUCGAGUUAAGGUUCUCAUUCUAAAAUGACAUAUUUUUUUGAUAAUAACUGAAUAAAAUUGAGUUAGAUUGAGAAGUAGUUUGAGAAGGUAUAUGAUAUAAUGAGGUAAUACUAGGGGUAGUUUGAGAA